This is a messenger RNA of Cicer arietinum (chickpea), 1961 nucleotides long. The record is from RefSeq and is a predicted model, not a curated record. Lineage: Eukaryota; Viridiplantae; Streptophyta; Magnoliopsida; Fabales; Fabaceae.
AAUGUUUUAUUUUCACUUGUUUGGGUGCUCCAAUCCAACAUGGAUGUUUGUAUAAUUCCAUUGAUGAAACGUCAUCAAGUAUCUCCGUAUUCUUCAGAUAAUGAAACCAAUUGAACCGAACAUUUGUUAGCUACUUGUUGCUUACAACAAAGUAUGUGAAUUCCAGCACCGCCUAAUAAUUUUAGGAAUUGGUCCUAACCACAAACUAGUAAUUUUUUGGGUCGUACCCUGCACAAUGAUAAACCUCUGGUUGUGAUUAUUCUCCUAAGGAGAAAGAAAUUUGUUCCGGACCAGCUAAAGUUUAUCAUGCGAAUCAAUUUGGGCUUUAGUUUAAUUCUAUAAGUGUUGAACUUGUUGCACAUCUUAGGUAUUGCGCCAAAUUCACCUCAGUCGAUCACAACCACUCAUUCGCAAUUAAACAGUGGGUGCACGAGGAAGAGACGGCAAAAUCAUACGAAUUACACGGGACACUGAGACUUCUACAUCGACUCCGAUGAAUCCCCCAUAGAGGAUUCGACCCACAACUUCAAGGAGAAGAAGACGUAUGAUUAUCAAAGACGAUGAUGAGGGACAUAAUGAUCAGGGGGAGCCUUCUACAGUGCAUGAGGAAGAUGUGGUACAUGAGCAUAUGGUGCACGAGCAGGUGGAUGUACAUGAGCAGGAGGAGGCUGCACCUGCUCAUGAGGGAGAGCAUAUGGAGGAGGAACAUGAUGGAGCUGAGGGACCUGGUGAGCUCACACGGUAUCCUGGAGGACCUUAUGAUUUGUCUGUCCUUACACGAUACCGUUAUCAUGUUUCAGCUAGACUAUGGUUUGGCGAGGAGCGACCAUUGCUGAAAAUUGUUGCGCAUGGGAAGAAAAUGCAACAAUUUACUCCGCCGGUACUUCCGCGACCCAUAGAGAAUUGGGUGAAUUUGUCUGGUCUGAACCCAUUACAACGGGGUAGUUUGAAGAUGAUCGACAACAACUUGAUAUCUGCCUUUGUUGAAAGAUGGCAUUCUGAGACAUCGUCAUUUCAUAUGCCAUUUGGUGAAAUGACGAUUACUUUGGAUGAUGUUGCCAAUCUUCUCGGAUUGCCUAUUAGGGGUGAGUUCUACAGUCCACCCGAUGUAGAUAGAGUAACGGCAUGUAAUGUUGCCGUCCAUCUAUUAGGAGUGACCACGUCAGCACCCUAAUCUUGCCGUCCAUCUAUUAGGAGUGACCACGGAAGAGAUAGAGUAACAGUGCUGGAUUUACGAAUAUUUUCCGAAUAUUUGUAAUAGAGGUGAUCAGGGUGCUGACGUGAAAUGUUUUGCCCGAAUGAAUAGAUGGUGCUAUAAGCAAGGCAAGCAUAAGGUCCACGAAUACAGAAGUAUUAUUGAUGCAUUGACACCUGCAGAUGUUAUAUGGAGACCAUGGGAGAAUCACAGGGGUGUAAUUCCUUUUGAUGAUAUCACACUUUAUACUGGUCACAUUCGAUUAUGCAGCACUGUAGUGAAAUAUCUACCAGAGAGGUGUUUGAGACAAUUCGGAUAUAUCCAGUAUAUUCCUUCACCGCCACUUCCAGAUCCUGCUAGAUUAUUUGAUGUAGAUGUGGAAUGGUUGGGAUAUGUGACGCCAGUGACAGAGCUAUUUCCCAAGCUUCGUCCAGCUACAUAUCCAUCUGAGUGUGAAGAUGGAUAUUUGGAGUGGUUCUAUCAGGUGUCUCAUCCACUGCUGGUGCGACCAGAUGGUGUACCUCAGGUCCCACGUUAUAGUGUACCGCCCACCAGUGCAGAUGCUUCUAGUUCACAGCCGCCACCUAUCCUACAGCAGAUCGGUGAUCUUAUACAGCAGGGGUUGAGUGAACAUCAAGCUAGUCCAGAUGAUGAGUUGUAUAGGCACUUUUAUAAAGCUUUGUAUUUAUCACGUAGUCGCACUAGUUAGUAGUAACACUUUUGUAACUGUUGUUAUGUAGGUUAUUUUAUGAACACUUUUGAUGAA